AUGAAUCCGCAUUCCCCCCAGUACUGCUGCAUUUCUGUCUGCAUCCGGGUGGCUGGCAGCCCUCAGCCCGAGGUGCGCAACCUGGCCACGCCCGACCCCGCCCCCGCGGCGAAGAGCCCCGCCGCCGGCAGUGCCACGGGGUCCAACGCCCCGGCCGCCGCCCCCCUGGCGCUGCCCAGCGCCGAGGGCGUCGACUUCCGCGUGCUGACCCUGCCCGUGGUCGUGGCCGCCCUCUUUGGCGGCGGCGUGGCCUGGUACAUCCUGGACCCGGGUUUCAGGCUCCUGCUCAAGGAGGGCGCCCUCAAGGACAGCAACGAGUACGCGGGGUACGAGAAGGAGCUCAAGGAGGGGCGCCUGCCCAACUCCCGGGGCCAGUACAAGACCACGGUGCAGACUCGGCAGAUGAAGGCCGGGAACAAGGGGUGA
Molecule: messenger RNA, 426 nt
Organism: Auxenochlorella protothecoides
Lineage: Eukaryota; Viridiplantae; Chlorophyta; Trebouxiophyceae; Chlorellales; Chlorellaceae
Exons: 3
Coding region: 1-426 (141 amino acids)
Source: RefSeq, a predicted model, not a curated record